AUGCCAAUAUUCAAUGGACCACCUGUGGCACCAUCUUCGAGCAACACUCAGUGCGUCUCACUGAGUAACAUCGAGCUUGUUGAUAUUUUUUGUAUGUAUACUGGACUUCACGCUUUUAUUAAGGCUAAUUUAUUUUCAGAGAGAAGCUGCUCAUUGCCUCAAUCAUUGAUGUCUCAUAAGUACCAUAAUGAGACCCUGAUCUAUCAUGGCUACGUCGGGUGUAUGCCAAUGUAUCCCACAGUUGCAAUAUCCUUAUGCACUCUUGCUGCCUACCGCCAAAUAGGAUGUACAAUCCUUACACAAAUUCAUCGAACAUGUCCUCGUUUCAGCAUCCAAGCUCAAUGCAAAGCUCUAUGUUUUCUGCACGACAUUCCUUAUUGGCCAUACCUGUGCAUCCAAUUUUCAGCUGCAUAUGACAUAUACCUUGAAAUCAUUCACUGUGUUGAUAAGCAUCUCCAGGCAGCCUUGAAGCACAACAUGCCUAAUUGGCGAUUACUCAAUUCCUGUCCAGCAUGCUUCUAUAAGCUCCAGGAUGAGCCUGCACUUGAAUUUGACUGGCUCAUCUUGAUAGAUGGCAACAAUAGCUUGAAACACUGGGACUCCACCAUAUAUGGUACAACUGCACACACAGAUUCUUGCAAGGCACAUUCAGACUACUGGAUUGGACCCACCACUGUGGACCAAUUUAAGGGCGAAGUUAAAGCUCAAGAAGACUCAAGUCCUGAUGAUUGGGAAAAUGAACCCGUUGAUUGUAACUUGGGCUCGCUCACUUGCAUUAGUCGCUGGCGAAAUGCUGGACCCGAGACACACAAGAAGAUGUUCUUGGUCUUCCAUGAAUCAGGCAUUUUUAUUGCUGCCUGCUGUCAUCGUUUCAUACUUCUGGCCUGUGACAUCAUCCAAAGCGUUAAUUUGGCACUGAUUCAAUUUUACAGGGCUAAAUAUCCCCUUGCACUUAUCGAUAAGCUUAUUACAGUUUACGGAAAGAAUGGUGCCUGUGCUUAUGACAUUGGCUGCGCGUUCUCCAAGACCUUAAGGAAUAGCUCCUUAGGCCCACAAGCGUCAGAAUUAAAUUUUCAAAUGAUGGUUGGUGCAUUCCAUGGACACGCACAUAACCGCAAAUGUCAGCUGGUCUGGCAUCCAAUGUAUAUUCCGGGUACUGGACACAGCAAGGGUGAAGGGUGUGAGUACAUAUUUUCUGCCUCAAAUGAGCUUGCUUGUGGCACUAGACAUGCAAGCUCAUUCCACUGGCAUCAGACUAUCAAAGAACACUUUACAUUUUGGGAUGCUGACAAGUAUGCUGUGCUUUGUGCGUAA
Molecule: messenger RNA, 1314 nt
Organism: Suillus subalutaceus
Lineage: Eukaryota; Fungi; Basidiomycota; Agaricomycetes; Boletales; Suillaceae
Exons: 5
Coding region: 1-1314 (437 amino acids)
Source: RefSeq, a predicted model, not a curated record